Molecule: messenger RNA, 796 nt
Organism: Prosopis cineraria
Lineage: Eukaryota; Viridiplantae; Streptophyta; Magnoliopsida; Fabales; Fabaceae
Product: 60S ribosomal protein L23A-like
Exons: 4
Coding region: 162-629 (155 amino acids)
Biological process (GO): ribosomal large subunit assembly; translation
Cellular component (GO): ribosome; cytosolic large ribosomal subunit
Molecular function (GO): rRNA binding; structural constituent of ribosome
Source: RefSeq, a predicted model, not a curated record
AUUGAAUCCGGCCAGGUUACUUUUGUAAUUUCUCGAGUAUUUAUGUCUGUGGAAAAAACAACGGGGCGCUUAUCGUGGCGAUCACUAAACCCUAGCGUCAGUCGCGGCUGCAGCCCCCCUGUUUUAAAGGACCUUUGAAGAGCUACUGGUAAGAGUUCGCAAUGGCUCCUUCAAAGGUGGAUGCCGCCAAGAAGGCUGAUCCUAAAGGACACGCCUUGAAGGCUGCCAAAGCAUUGAAGUCAGGUGGCCCAGUGUUUAAGAAGAAAGCUAAGAAAAUCAGGACAUCUGUCACAUUUCAUCGUCCAAAGACAUUGAAGAAAGACAGGAACCCCAAGUAUCCUCGCAUCAGUGCACCACCAAGGAACAAAUUGGAUCAUUAUCAAAUUCUUAAAUACCCUCUUACUACCGAAUCUGCUAUGAAAAAGAUUGAGGAUAACAACACCCUUGUUUUCAUUGUUGAUCUCCGUGCUGACAAGAAGAAGAUUAGAGAUGCAGUGAAGAAAAUGUAUGAUAUUCAGGCCAAAAAAGUCAAUACUCUGAUCAGGCCUGAUGGAACAAAGAAAGCAUAUGUUAGGUUGACACCAGAUUAUGACGCUUUGGAUGUGGCCAACAAAAUCGGCAUUAUUUAAGGCUUUCUGUCUAGAGUCGAGCAAAGCCAAUCCAUUUUUGCUGAGAGUUUUUUGUUAAAAAUUUGCUUUGGGUUUUAGCACUGCUAUGUCUAUUUGAUUACUCUUAUGUAUAACUAGUUCACAUUCAAUUUUGGUUAUCUCAUCUCAUGAAUCAAGUUUUCAUACUA